ACAGACGACCAGUCAGAAGUAGUCGCUAGCCAAAAGCGAAUGGUGGAAGAAGAAGUUUUUAAGCUGUGCGCGCGCUUAAAUCGAAUGUUUAGAAGCUGUUUUUUGAGAAAUUAAUAACGGUUUUCGGUUAAAGAAAAUUUAAAAAAAUAUAUUUAUUAAACUGUGAAACAUUCGUUGUGGUUGUACGAGACAGCAAAGUAAACAGAAGGUCUUCCAUUUUUUCAAAGAAAACUGAAAGAAAAAAAAUAAUAUUUUGUGGACUUUUAAAAUUUGUGCCUUAUUGUAAAGGAAGAUUUAACGCUACAAAGAGAUUGUUAACAGAAGCCUAUGGAAUACUGAAGAAAUUAUUGAAAUCUAGUAGCUAACAUGUGUUGAAAACAAAAUCGCAAAAAUCAAACAACGAAAUUUUUAAUGCCAUAUCUAGUAUUAAUAGCAAAAAAAAAAUAAAAACAAAACGGCAACUUGGUUUUUAUGGAAAUUGAAAAUAUCAGCGUUUAAUCGUCCAGUUUGAUAAUAUACGUGUACAAAUUGACAUUUCUGGCGAAUUGUUUGCAUAUUUCCAAUAAGAAACCCAAUAAAAACAUCACGUUUCAACGUUCAUUUGAAUUGUUUUGUUUUUUUUUUACAACAAAAACAAUAAAUAACUAAUCGCUUGCAAUAAUAACAACAAUAUGAACAUUCACAUAGUUGUACACAACUUAGACAUGCAAUGAAUUUUGUACAGAAACAAGAAUAACCUCCAAACUAUACAACGACGAUUCGUUGGUGUUUUUAUAAACGAUACCAGGGAGUACAAAGACUACAAAGACAAUAAAAAGGAAAUUAAGCAUAAAAGAGAAGAGCUGCAUUUAGAGACUACAAGACGUAGUAAGAGAUUAAGAAAAACUCGUCCAUCUCCCUUUGACAGUACCUGAACUCUGCAAAGGUCAGAAAUAAAAAGAAGCAACCAUUUGUCAUUAUUAUCUUGCAAGCCAUUCUUCUACUUCUUAAGUCAGCUUAAGAAGACAAAGACCUUUUGCAAAAAAAAAAAAAGUAAAACCAAGCACGUCCAAACCCAAGCAAACAGAAUUGUAAAGGCCAGAUCUGUACUAAAAGCAGUAAACAAGAACACCAAAAGGCUUGGGAGUGUACAGUAAAAACUGUUGCCAAGUCCAUAAGUCAGUCACAUACAAAACAACAACAACUAAAGAAAAGAAGAAAAAACUUAUUUGGAGACAGGCACACUUCGUACCAGCAAGCAAGCCAGCCAGCCAGACCAGACCAGACAGAGGAGGCAAUACACAAUAAAAGCAAUAAUCAACGCCGCUGUGACGUGCUAAAAAUAAACUAACCCUACCCUAACUAUUGGCGUUUUGUGUUAAGCUGCUGUUGUUGUUGAGUUUUUUUGAGUUUGCAAAGACAACAACAACAACAAAUUCGCUAUACAGAACAGCAACAACAGUGUAAUCAUCAUAUUACCACACACACUUCAUCAACAUCAUCAUGGAUUACUUCGUAAAGGCCUAUAAAGAUUGGAAACUGCAUUCACAGUUCCAUGAAAUUGUUCCCGAUAUGGAUGAUGAUUUUGUCUUCAAUGAAAAACAAUCAAUACGCGAUUCUUCACGUUCUCUAAAGAAAUAUGGCAGUACAUGCUGUAAUCAAAAUAUACGCAACAAUGAAAUACUUGUCCGUCAUGUAGUGGAGAAGACCGACACAUUACAGGGUAUUGCUCUGAAAUAUGGUUGCACUACGGAACAAAUACGUCGUGCCAAUCGUCUUUUUGCCUCGGACAGUUUAUUUUUACGUCAAUUUUUGAUGAUACCUGUCGACAAGUCAUCCAUUUACAAUCCCAAUGCUACACCCGGUGACAUCUUGAGCAGCCUGGACAAUGUGAUAGAGAACAAUGCCACCAACAGCAUCAACAAUGUUGAUGUUCUAUUCAAUGGUUUGGUUGGUGAUCCUCUAAAUUGUACCUCUGCCUCAUCGACUCUAUCCUCUAACUCUGCCUCGUCUUCUUCAAUGUCAUCGACAUCGGAUGUGGGUGGCAGCAAUCCGCAUCCGGGUACAUUGCCCACACGACCCUAUUCGAUAGCCGGCGAGUUGUUAGUACAAACCGAUGAUGUUGAGACCAGCCUAAACAAGUCGAACAAUGGCAAUACAACAAAACAGAGUAAAUCAUUGGAUUCGGUGGCAGCUGUGGCUGCAUUAACGCCCGAGGAGGAAAGUCGCCGUAGCAUAAAUGAGUUUUUAAGUAAAAUCGAUAACACGAUAUCAGAGUCACGCAAAUAUGUGGAAAAGUCGAAAGAAAUGAUCUCCAAUCAGACUGAUGAUGAUUUAUUUGUUGCCACCGAAGUUGUCUCCCGCAGACGUAACAACAACAUCAACAACUCCUACAAAAAGAACAGUUCAAAUACGUCCCAACACAUACGACACAGUUCGACGGGCAGUAAUUCAGAUACUGCCAAUCUCUUGAACACGACACAAAUGCGUCGAGUGCAAAAACGUUUGGAACAGCAGCAGGAUGAUUUCUUUGAAUUGUAGCAUAAUAAAAUAGUUUAGAUAAUACCUACACAUAUACGUCUAUAUAUAUAUAUUUACUAGAGAUGGUACUAAAAUUAAUAAUAGUUGACUGAAAUAUGCAACAAAACAAAAAAAAAGGAAAAUGUAAUACGACCAUCGAUAUUUCAAACAAAAAAACUCAACUACAGUUUAAUAUACACAAGAGCACAGGAGAUGAAGAAGCAGCAGCAGAAGAAGAAAAAACGUCCUAAAAUGAUGAUAAAUAUUUAAAUAACAUUUUAACCUAUUGCUUGAUUUUAUAUUUAUUUUAAUUGUAUAUACAUUUUAGAAUUGCCUUGUACAUGGAAAAGAUAAUACAUGUUUCUUUGAAUAUACUUAGCCGGGAGUUGUAGCAACACACAGAAAGAUGAAUACUUCGUGGACGGAGAUUUGUAAAAGAAACUCAGUCAAGAACAUGAAAGAGAUGAAGACGAAGAAGCUAAAAAGGAAAGUAAAUUUAAGAUAGCAAUCUCGGUAACUAAGAAGAUGAUCCUCACUAACUGAGGAAAGAGUCCUCAGUUAUAAAGGUAUAAACCUUCGGUAACUUCAAAAGCAAUAUAUGAGGAGAGAGUCUUCAGUAACUUCGGUAACAGUCCUCAGUAACUAAAGAGUCAGUCCUUAAUGACUGAAGAUGGAGAACUCAAUAUCAAUAACGUCAGUUACUAAGGAUAGAGUCAUCUGUAACUGAAGAUAGAGUCCUCUAUAACUGAGGAUAGAGUCCUCAGUUUUUGUAGAUAGAUUUUUUCAGUAACUGAGUAUAGAGUCCUCUGUAACUGAGGAUAGAGUUUUCAGUGACUGAGGAUAUAGUAGUUUCCUUAUUGAGUCUGAAUCUGCAGCUCAAAAUCAAUCUGCGCAGCCUAAAAGGAAAUAUGCAUUGAAAGGAAAACAGGGAGACUAAUGUGGAUAAGGGCGCAUCUUCUCCACAAAUUUGGAGAUUUUUAAAUGAAACUUUCUGUGUGUGUUUGAGUCCCGAACAGCAUAGAUUUUGUGUUGUCAAACAACAGCAAGCCAAAGAAUGUUAAUGACAUUCCAGGGUUCGAGUGUUUGAAUGAAAUUGUUGUUUUUUAUUGGUAUGUUAAUUGAAAAAUGCAGAUCUAUAGGGUUAUUAGGAACAAACAAAGAAAUUUGUUUAAAAUACUAUUCUCUAUAGACUAUAUUCCGACUGUUUACCUACCAAAAUGUGUGAUCUUAAACGAUAAAUGAAAAGAAAAUAGGUAUUGUGCAUUUACAUUUUAACUGUAUUGCAGCUUUGUAAUUAAAAAAUAUAUAUAUUUUUAAUUCAUCUAUAUUUUCAAAAUUAUACAGAAAAAAAAUAGAAACCACUUUAAGUAAUAGUUAUUAAUAUUUUAAAUUUUAGUUGUAUUUCUUUUUUUACUUAUAACAUUAUAAACAGAAAUAGGUUCUCCCGCUUCAAUAACAUCUAAUGUUUAUUUAUAGAUUGUAAAGAUUUUAAUUUUUUUCAUUACUUUACAUUUACACAAUUACCCUUCCCCCUUCUUUCCUCUACCCACAUCACAUUGUAGUACCUUAUUAAUAUUAUAUAUAUGAGAGAAAAACAAAA
Messenger RNA from Musca domestica (house fly), 4099 nucleotides. It is a transcript of the gene red, whose product is annotated as rho GTPase-activating protein gacG. NCBI's taxonomy places the organism in Eukaryota, Metazoa, Arthropoda, Insecta, Diptera, Muscidae. The coding region runs from base 1483 to 2520 and encodes 345 amino acids. The record is from RefSeq and is a predicted model, not a curated record. The transcript has 4 exons.